CCGACAAAACCCGCAGCAAUAUAUUAAAAAAUUAAUAUUUUAAUAUAUUGUUGUGGUUAUUAUCAGAAACCGCAACAAUAUAUCUAACAAAAAAACAAAACCCUAAAUAAUCUAAGUUAAGUGGGCGCCUCUCUCCCUCUCAAAUAUCCUCCUCUCUCUCUCGUAAACCCUAAAAAAAUGCUCCAGCCGCUCUCUCUCUCUUCCCUCUCUCUUUUUUCUCCUUCUCUCUCUCUCCUGUAAACCUCCGGUCAUCAUCCCUCUCUCUCACUCCCGGAAAUCUCCCUCUCUCUCUUCCUUUUCGUUCGUCCUUCGUUCCACCAACCUUCAUCGGCCGUUUGUUCCACCAACCUUCGUCAACCGUUCGUUCGUCGGUCUUAUCAACGUACCAACGCCUGCUACGGUCCUACUUCGCACAACGAUGAUCCCCUUCUUCGCUCGUUUGCUUCUUCUGUUCAAGGACGAUGCGAUUUUGAGAAGCUAUGAAGACCAUAGUCCAAGUACCCAGUCGCUCGUUUGCUUCUUCAAUUCGACGAUGACGAAGACCAAGAAAGUGGAAAUGGGGAUGGCGACUCGUUUGCCUCUUCAGUUCGACUCGACGAAGAUCAGAUCUUCCUGAAAUUUGAAGGUGCAUACCGGGAAGGGAAAAAUUCAAGCUUUAAGUGCCAAAAAGUUCAAGAAGCAAGGCCAUUUUCUUCAAUCAAGGAAACAAUAAGUGUAUUGAAUGUUUUGGCAUAAGCUGAUUUUUGUUCUAUAAACCUGUCCUGGUGGGGCAGACUCUUGUGCAAGAAUUAGCAAGCUAAGCUAGGCAGAUGGAAAGCUCUAGAGAAGUAAUAUCCCAACAAUCAUAGUGAUACAUUUGUGAUAUGAUCAUUUUCUAUAAGUAAUAUGAAAUGGAUUAGUAAUUAUGUAGAGUUCUAGUUCUGUUAGAAUUCUAUGUAAUUUAGGGUUUUAUUUAAGUAAGUGUUUAAAUGAUAAAGGAAUCCUAUUAUAAGUAGGAGUCUAAUUCCUUAUCAUUGAGUCUUAAUCAUUAUUAGGUUUAGGCGUGUGAUUAGGCUAGUUAUCUUUUAUCUUUAAGCUUUACUAGUCCUAGUAGGUUUAGGAAAGUAUUGUAGUAUAUAUAGGCUAUUCGGCCAUCUUAAAUAAAGUAGAGAAGUUUUAGAUUAAAGUGUUAAGCUUGUGCUUGCAUAGAACUGAGUGUUCAAAUACACAAACCGCGACUUUGUGUGAUCUUGGAGCUGAGACUCACAAGAGAACCUCUUAAACUGCGAUUUAAGAGCCUAUCCCUUCUAUUCUUUUUGUUGUUCGUCCAUAAAAUUAUAAAAACACAAAAAUAGUUCGAACCGCCAACAAAAAUCACAUCAAGUGGUAUCAGAGCAGGGUACCUUGCAACGGGGCGUGAAGACGCGUUCGGUCUUGAAAUCGUGAUUUUUUUUGUUCUGUGUAAAGCUAACAUACAGAGCUACGUUGUGUUAAUAUUUCAGCCCAAUCCCAUUUAUAACGAAGCCGCAGCGAUCGCAAACUUUUGACGAAAAUUCCAGACAGAUUGGUAUGGGGUCCGAUAUGGAAAAGUUGGAUGCUUUGCUUCAAAGACUUGAAAAGAACGAGGCUAGGAGUGAUAACUAUGCCAAACACAUACUCCAACUUCAUGGGGAGAUUGAAAAACUCACUUUGGAGAAGGGAGAACGCCAAGGCAGGAGUGAAUUGAUCAAGCUUGGAGACCUUCCCGAGUUUAAUGGAUUGAAAGAUCCUCAAGCCUAUUUAAAUUGGGAAAGGAGAACCAAAAGAAUGUUUGAUCACAAGGAAAUGGAUGAGUUACAACGUUUUUCUCAUGCUAUUCUAUGGCUUACAGAUUAUGCCUCGGAUUGGUAUGAUUCCUUUCAAGUGCAAAGGGUGCGAGAAGGGAAGGAAAAGAUCAAAACUUGGACUGAAUUGAAGCUGAAGAUGAGGAAACGAUUUAUUCCCAAGUCUUAUAAGCAAGAACUCUAUCUUAGACUCAAUUCCUUUCAGCAAGAUCACCGUUCUAUUGAAGAAUAUGUGACUGAGUUUGAGAAGCUCUACCUUGCGUGUGGAUGUAAGGAGGAGGAAGAGCAAAAGAUGGCAAGGUUGUUGAGUGGUAUGGCUAAACCUAUAGCUAAUUGCGUGGAACUCCAAAAACACUUUGGAUGAGUUGUGUCAACUAGCUACGAAGGUGGAAAGACAGCAAAAGGAGGCUAAGGGUAAGAGCACUCGUUUUUCUUUCACUCCUAAAACUGAAACUUCUUCUUCUAUUGUAAAGACUGAAACUUUCGACAAGGGGAAGGAAGGUUAAGAGGAAUUUAAAACCCCUCCUAAUGCGGCUGGUCAAAAAGGGAUGAGGGAAAGGGUAUGCUUUAAGUGCUAAGGGCAAGGGCAUAUUGCGAAACAAUGCCCUAAUAGGAUGUUGAUUACUUUGGAGGAGCGUUUUGCCUUGUUGACACAACAAAUGGAAGAGGCGUCGGGGGAGAAAGCUAGGGAAGAUGAAAGAAGUCCUGAAGCAACGUUGCAUGACAUGGCAGAUCCAUCCUUUUGGGCUGCAAGUCCUAUCUAUGAACCAGAGGCCAAAAGAGGAUUGAUUGUGCGAAGGACGUUGGUGGCAGCACCCUUAGAAGAUGCAACAGAUGAGCAACGUGAGAACUUAUUCGAGUCUAGGUGUUUGAUCAAUGGUAAGGUUUAUAAUUUCAUCAUAGAUUCAGGUUCUUGCACCAAUGUUGUAGCACUUUCCUUGGUGGAUUCAUUGGAGUUACCUACGCAAGAUCAUCCUAAACCAUAUAAGCUCAGUUGGUUGAAUGAUGAUGGAGGUGUGCGUGUGAAGAAGAGGGCUUUGGUAGGUUUUCGAGUGGGGGGUUAUAUGGAUAAGAUGUGGUUUGAUGUGGUUCCAAUGACGGCUUGCUCGUUGCUCCUAGGGAGCCCGUGGCAAUAUGAUCGACAAGUGCUACACCAUGGUCGAGAUAAUGUGUAUUCGGUGCUCGUAGAUGGUGCUCGUGUGGGCCUCAAGCCAUUGCCGCCCAAGAGAAGCUUGAUUCCUAUGCCUAAGGAGAGUGCAUCGAGUGUCCAAGAUGGUGGUGGUCAUGUUUGCCUACAAUCAUGUCGAGACGAGAUGCUAGAGACCGCAAGCACCAAGAAGGCAAGAAGGGCUAGUGUGCUGCAUCUUCGGCAAGACUCACGCCUAAGUGAAGGGGACUAUGUGUGGCUUUCCCUUAGUGCUCAAAAGCUGCACAUUGAUCAUAAGAAUGAUGAACCAAUGGAUGAGGGUCCUUUCAAGGUUGUUAAGAAGCUUGGGUUCGACACAUACAAGGUUCAAUUGGGGCGUGGCAUAUGUGCAACACUUGGGGGAGUUGAUUUGGUGCCUUGUUUAGAAGACCCUUGAGGACAAGGAUGUUUUCAAGAGGGAGAGGAUGAUACAUUUGUGAUAUGAUCAUUUUCUAUAAGUAAUAUGAAAUGGAAUAGUAAUUAUGUAGAGUUCUAGUUCUGUUAGAAUUCUAUGUAAUUUAGGGUUUUAUUUAAGUAAGUGUUUAAAUGAUAAAGGAAUCCUAUUAUAAGUAGGAGUCUAAUUCCUUAUCAUUGAGUCUUAAUAAUUAUUAGGUUUAGGCGUGUGAUUAGGCUAGUUAUCUUUUAUCUUUAAGCUUUACUAGUCCUAGUAGGUUUAGGAAAGUAUUGUAGUAUAUAUAGGCUAUUCGGCCAUCUUAAAUAAAGUAGAGAAGUUUUAGAUUAAA
Messenger RNA from Beta vulgaris subsp. vulgaris (sugar beet), 3731 nucleotides. RefSeq lists its product as uncharacterized. The record is from RefSeq and is a predicted model, not a curated record. The transcript has 3 exons. Bases 2417 to 3385 code for a protein of 322 amino acids. NCBI's taxonomy places the organism in Eukaryota, Viridiplantae, Streptophyta, Magnoliopsida, Caryophyllales, Amaranthaceae.